Molecule: messenger RNA, 1119 nt
Organism: Salvia miltiorrhiza (redroot sage)
Lineage: Eukaryota; Viridiplantae; Streptophyta; Magnoliopsida; Lamiales; Lamiaceae
Product: suppressor of mec-8 and unc-52 protein homolog 1-like
Exons: 6
Coding region: 515-793 (92 amino acids)
Biological process (GO): mRNA splicing, via spliceosome
Cellular component (GO): precatalytic spliceosome
Source: RefSeq, a predicted model, not a curated record
GGUUGCCAGGUAUCGAUACUUUCCAUAUAACCAAUUUAUCCUGUUUGAUUGUUGUCUUGCCCUAAAUUGACUGUUGAUAGCAACUUCCAGCUGAUAGGAAUUGUCUUAUUUGAUUUCUUUGCUUAAAGAUAUUGAGUUGUGAGAUUUGGAAGUUUGGUUUUUUUGGUUAGUUACUGGAUAAUUUGUGGUGCUUUUGCAAUGCAUUAAUGUUUACUAUUUGUUGAUUUUUUUCCCUUUUUCCCUAAUUUAUCUGAAGCUUAUUAUUUCUUUGGCGUGGAAGUGAUUCCCCACUAACCUGAAUCUUGUACUUUUCUUCUCAUACAUUCUUGUAUAAGCAGUCACUUAAUACUGAAUCACAUCAAUUUCACAAAACCAAUGCUUCUGAGGUACUAUUUCCAUUACGUUAUAAUAAUGUAGGAAACAAUAUAAUGGCACUUUAGCGGAAAUGCAAGUGAUUGCAGGUUUCUUGUGUCUUUAGCAGAAAUUCUCCAUUGCAAUUCCAAGCUCUACUGGAAUGAUUACAUCUUUAAGGCAAACCCAGGUGAUGGGUGUCAUGAAACAGGAGCAACCAGAGAGAUACUUACGGCUUGAGCAUCUACUGGUUCGGACUUACUUUGACCCAAAUGAGGUGUAUCAAGACUCUACAAAGGAGAAAAGACGUGCUCAAAUAGCCCAAGCUGUUGCGGCUGAAGUUUCAGUAGUUCCACCUUCACGAUUGAUGGCUUUGAUUGGUCAGGCUUUAAAAUGGCACCAGCAUCAAGGUUGUGGAACACAGCUAUUCUUGUGCACUUGAGAGAUCAUUCUUGUAUCAUGGUCGGAUGUAUGUAUCAGCAUGGCACAUUUGCUUCCAUUCGAACGUUUUCUCCAAACAAAUGAAGGUGAACUCGCUCGUGUUGGUGCAGGGUAAUCUUCUUCUCAUUUUAACAAUAUAGAUAGAACAUUGAGAUCUUGAAGAUUACUUAUGUAACUCACAUGUUGCCGGAUUUUUUUAAUUCUCCAGUUCAUUAUUGUGAUUGAGUUUAUCAUCUUGGCGGAUCAAGUAGAUGGGAGUCGAUGAGCUAUGAGGACUACUACAAACGAGAAGGCUGAAGCAGAGAACGUCGUUUCAAAUGUCUAACA